GACUCGGUUCGCGUAGUCCUCGUGAUGGUCGUCGCGUGACGAGAUCGCCUAGAUCAGCGAGACUUUCGACGCCACAGGGUCCACCGCCAAUCGCGUCUCCACACCAGCUCCAAGCUGCAAAUCAUAGAGCAGGAGGUCUUGGUGUUGGACAGGUGAUAUCCACUUCUAGUUCAACCAAGACGUUGAGCACUUCUAAUACUAUGCAACAAGUGAAUAUUGCUUCGAGUACAACUAGUACACCUGUCGUGGUGCCGUCCUCAUCUGGAGGCAACAACUCUUCAGCAUCUUCCUCAGCUCCUCCGACGUCUUCUGAAGAGGAAUUCUUCACAUCCGGUGGGAUAAAGACUACACCUACGACCUCGCGUCUUCGGAAGCCGAAAACCAGUGCACGUGGUACUAGUGCAAGCAAACAUCAUUCGUCAAGAGGAACAUCAAGGUCAGGUUCAUUUGGAGCAUCAAGACAUGCAGAUGAUUCUCCACGACCACCACCACAGCCACGUGAUGAAAAAGGAGGAGCCAAAACAAAAGUUGUAGACAAGAAGUCUCCAGACUCAUCUGCUGUCUUAGUGAACGACAUGGAGAGGGCACCAGCAGUUUUCUCUCGUCCAAACCAGUUUUCUAAGAAAACACCUAGCAGUCGAACAAGUGGCAGGAGCAGCAACAGCAGUGCUGAGGAACAAGUUGUACAACCAGAGCAGUUGCAGAUGAGACUAGGAAGUAGGACUGGUGCCAGUGCGGCAAGUACUUCGACGUCGACAUCCUCAUCAAGCAGGAAUUCGUCCAAGCCAGGCAGUGUCGACGGUGGGGACAUCAAUUAUGCACAAGAAUCUAGUAGGACACCAGUAGGAGCUGUAGCUCCUGCGGAGAAGUACUACACCGCAGUUCCGACCAGGAAUUCGUCCAAGCCAGGCAGAAGUGUCGACGGUGGGGACAUCAAUUAUGCACAAGAAUCUAGUAGGACACCAGAUAGAACCAAUUAUGCACAAGAAUCUAGUAGUACUUCUCCGCAGGAGCUGAUUUCGAAGUACUACACCGCAGUUCCAAUUGAUGACGGUCCCCCCAACGCGCAGCAAAUGUCGAGGAAGCAGACUGUAGCACGACCUUCCGCCAUGAGCACUCCGAGUGCUUCUACCCUAGGCUCAGCAGGUGGAAGCUUUGGAACGCUGUCGCUAUCGGCUGGUGCUCUUGGUACAACGACGCUUCGACGAGUUGCUAGUCAUGAGACGACUCCAGUUGCUUCUUCAGGAUCAGCGAAUGGUCGUAGUACCAGGAAUUUGUCGAAACCACAAACUGCUAGAAGCGCAAAAGAAAGCGUGAUAUUGGCGACGCCAGAGAAGGCACAACAUGCACAGCUUUCUAGUACUUACAACAACAACAACCUUAAUAACCAUUCAAAUGUUGUGUAUGUGGUUGGUUCGGCGCCACAUCCUCCGACGACAUCUAAGGCUGCUAGUAUCAGAACGUCUUCGGGAGGACGCACGACUACAGGAGCAUCGUUGAGAUCAACGUCGCGAGAGCAGCAAGACGAGCAAAAAGGUGGUCAAGGUGCGUUCUAUACCCCACCUACCUCAGCAGCUUCUUUAGGAGCAGUCGGUGGAGCUCCUUCGGGACGUGUUCCCACAUCCGGCACCACAACAACUUCUGCGGCACAUCGUAAAUCUCUACCUCCACCUGUUCCUCGGAAAGCCUCACACGGCGAACAGCAACUCGCAAGUGAAGUUGUGCCGAGUGUGAGUGCAAACGGGCAACAACAAGUGCUGCAGCAUAAGAAGAUCAUGAACAACGAUUUCGCUGGGGCACCAUCUUCAUCUCAACACCCUAUGGCCGCUACAGGUGGGGCGUUUCAACAAGAGGAAGAUGACGGAGGUGUUGAGCGUGUUGCUAGACGACCUCGCAGCAGUGACAAACCGUCGUAUCGUGUUAUGUCACUCGGAGGAGGUGAUCAGAGUAGACCUCCUGGAGUCAUGCCCUUACCAGGAUUGAGGAUAAUGCAACCAAGGAUGCCGCCGACACAGGUACUUCAUUUCUUUUUGUUCAUGAGGUUAUUGUUACAUCAAGAAGAAAUAGGGGACAGUAGAGUUUUAGAGAGACUUGUAACUACACCGUUUCAUCAAAAUCCAAAUCUACUUGUUUCAUCAAGUUCUCCUUGUUUUUCUUGCGAAAACACAACUCUACGCUACCACUACCAAUCUCAAUCUGAAGGUAAUGCAGCCUGUUUCUUUGGGUAUCGAAGUCCUUCGCCACGCAUCGAGCUCGCCGACAACAACAAAUCUUCACGGUCACGCUCCUGGUCAGCUCUUCCAACCAAUGCUAUCCGCUCUGUCUCCGAGACCACAGGUAAUAUUGAUACAUGCUGGACGACGAUAGAAUCAGAACACUCGACAUCCUCGCAAAGAAAUAAGAUCCUGCUAAAGAUUACUUUCAUCUUCAUCUAAUUCAUCUAAGUGGUUCUAAACUCUUUACCACGACAGCGCCUCCUGGGACCACAGCAGACACGGGGCCGGACAACCGGUAUGAUCCGCUUGAGCUCGCCUAGUGGAUUAUAGUUCUUGGAGAGUUGUACAGGGAAGAGGGGCAGCAGCGAUCUGUCAAAAAGAAUUAAAGCAAUUUUGUCUCUACUUCUUGCACGAUGAGGAUUUUCAUCUCAACCUUUUAUUUUUGAACAUCAUAUUGCCAAUUUUUCAGAUCAGAAAAUUCAACGUUUUCGAAUCUUCCUUGAACAACAGCAGACAAGAACUGUCAUAUACUAAAAAUAUUUUCCUUAAUAAUUUUGAUGUCAAAAUCAAAGAUUAAGCUCAGAUAAUGCUCUGCUUUUUUAUCUUUGUCCUCAAGAAUUCUCUUUCACUAGUAUCAGAGCUGAAACGCACCGCUGAUGGAGCUGCAGCUGCCAGCAGAGGAUCGGAGUGAUCAGGAAAAAGAUGAUCAACGAAAUAUGUAAG
Messenger RNA from Amoebophrya sp. A25, 2939 nucleotides. Lineage: Eukaryota; Dinophyceae; Syndiniales; Amoebophryaceae. The record is from the annotation of a GenBank genome assembly.